Messenger RNA from Momordica charantia (bitter melon), 1753 nucleotides. Its product is annotated as ATP-citrate synthase alpha chain protein 2. Gene Ontology annotation, molecular function: succinate-CoA ligase (ADP-forming) activity. NCBI's taxonomy places the organism in Eukaryota, Viridiplantae, Streptophyta, Magnoliopsida, Cucurbitales, Cucurbitaceae. Gene Ontology annotation, cellular component: succinate-CoA ligase complex. Gene Ontology annotation, biological process: succinyl-CoA metabolic process; tricarboxylic acid cycle. The record is from RefSeq and is a predicted model, not a curated record.
UUGUGAUCGGGAGUUUUUUCUUUCUUUUUUUUUUUCAAAUUAUUUAUUCGCAAAUGUCAUCAGAAAUUAAUUUGCUAACUCUUUCAUCUGCUCGUGAGAGGAAAAGGGCAUAAAUUAAAUAAUAUUUCAGCGAUUAUAUAUAGAGAGAGUAGGAUUCGGAGACUCCAACUUUAACCUCGAUUUGAUCGCAGUUUAACCCAAUCCACCACCAAUCCGUAUUGAGAAAUGGCGCGCAAGAAGAUCAGAGAGAACGAUUCCAAGAGAUUGUUGAAGGAGCAUUUUAAAAGAAUUUCUGGCCGUGAUUUACCGAUCAAAUCAGCGCAGGUUAGUGAAUCGACCGAUUUCAAUGAGCUAGCUGAGAAGGAACCCUGGCUGUUAUCGUCAAAAUUGGUUGUGAAGCCUGACAUGUUGUUUGGAAAGCGUGGUAAAAGCGGUUUAGUUGCACUAAAUCUAGACUUGGCUGAAGUAACUAAUUUUGUGAAGGAACGUCUGGGGAAAGUGGUGGAGAUGAGCGGAUGCAAGGGACCCAUUACAACAUUUAUAGUGGAGCCUUUUAUCCCACACAACGAAGAAUUUUAUCUGAAUAUUGUCUCAGAAAGGCUUGGCUGUAGUCUAAGCUUUUCAGAAUGUGGAGGAAUUGAUAUUGAAGAGAACUGGGAUAAGGUCAAGACCAUCUUUGUUCCAACAGGAGCAUCCCUUACAUCGGAAAUAUGUGCUCCACUUGUUGCCACCCUUCCUUUGGAGAUCAAGGGGGAAAUUGAGGACUUUCUCAAGUCUGUUUUUUCUCUAUUUCAAGAUUUGGACUUCACUUUUCUGGAAAUGAAUCCCUUCACAUUGGUUGAUGGAAAGCCUUAUCCACUGGACAUGAGAGGCGAACUGGAUGAUACUGCUAGUUUUAAGAAUUUCAAAAAGUGGGGUGAUGUUGAGUUCCCAUUGCCGUUUGGAAGAGUUAUGAGUGCAACAGAGAGCUUUAUUCAUGGCCUAGAUGAAAAGACGAGUGCAUCAUUGAAAUUCACUGUCUUGAACCCAAAAGGAAGAAUAUGGACCAUGGUUGCUGGAGGAGGUGCAAGUGUCAUUUAUGCAGACACGGUUGGAGAUCUUGGUUACGCCUCUGAGCUUGGGAAUUAUGCAGAAUACAGUGGAGCACCAAACGAAGAGGAGGUGUUACAGUAUGCCCGAGUUGUUAUUGAUUGUGCAACUGCAGAUCCUGAUGGCCGUAGUAGAGCGCUUGUGAUUGGUGGAGGAAUAGCUAACUUUACGGAUGUAGCUGCUACAUUUAAUGGCAUAAUUAGGGCCUUGAAGGAGAAGGAAGCAAAGCUUAAGGCAGCAAGAAUGAAUAUUUAUGUAAGGAGAGGAGGUCCUAACUACCAGAGGGGCUUGGCAAAAAUGCGGGCACUUGGAGAAGAACUCGGCAUUCCAAUUGAGGUCUAUGGCCCUGAAGCAACAAUGACUGGUAUAUGCAAGCAAGCCAUUGAAUGCAUCACCGCAGCUGCGUAAGUCUCCGUUGGAGUAUUCUGACUUUUUCCUCUAACAACUAUCAUCUAUACCAAAGUUGGAGAAUCUGAUAGAAUUCUUUUUUAUUUCCCUCUAUCCCAUCCCUUGGCUUCUUAACGAUAGUUUCAUUCAAAAAUUUGCCAUGGGUCUUUUAUGACAAGAGUAGGAAAAGAUACUGCUAAUGGCAAUGUAUGGAUAUUAAAUAAAGAACCUUUUAAUGUUUAGUCUGAAUUGAGGCUAAUUUUCAUGGGUCAUGAAA